This is a messenger RNA of Penicillium subrubescens, 918 nucleotides long. RefSeq names its product alpha/beta fold hydrolase. The coding region runs from base 1 to 918 and encodes 305 amino acids. Lineage: Eukaryota; Fungi; Ascomycota; Eurotiomycetes; Eurotiales; Aspergillaceae. The record is from RefSeq and is a predicted model, not a curated record. The transcript has a single exon.
AUGAAUCCAACACUCGCAUUCCCACCAACCCCAACCAUAAAAACAUACCACCUCCCCUCCCCAUCCGGCCAAAUCUACAUCCUCGACUCCAACCCCUCCACGCCAUCAAAACCAACCCUCCUCCUCAUCCACGGCAACAGCUCCUGCACCCAAAUCUGGCACCCACUACUAACAUGUACACCGCUCACACGAACACACCGCGUCAUCGCACUUGAUCUGCCCGGUCACGGGUGCUCGGAUGAUGCACCAACAAACCAAAAAGGGGAUGUGUAUACGAUGCGCGGGUACGCAGAGUGUAUCCUGGGUAUACUUGGUGACCUGGGUGUGAGGAGGUUUUGUGUUUUGGGGUGGAGUUUGGGGGGGCAUGUUGGUGUUGAGAUGUUAGGUCUUCUCAAAAGGAAUAAUGAUGCGAAUGCGAACCUGAAUCUGGAGAUGGAGAUGAAAGGCCUCAUGCUCAUCGGCACACCACCCAGCCUAGGCCCUACACAAGUCACAGCAGCAUUCUCCAAAACGCCCCCAUCACCCUCCAUGGCCCUCGCAUCCCAAGAACAUCUCACCAACCUCGAAGCACAAAACUACGCCGUCGCCGUAACGGGACCUCCCUUCCAAGAAUGGCAGGUCGAAGCCGUAUCGAGAACAGACGGCCAAUUCCGCAAAAUCAUGUUUUCGAGUUUCACAUCCGGAAUCGGUGUUGAUCAGGUAGCUGUCGUUGAGAGUGAAAAAGAUGUUUUGAUUGCGGUGGUGAAUGGAUCGGAGGAUCCGUUUGUUAAUUUGGAUUAUUUGGAUGGGUUGAGAUGGGGGAGGCUUUGGGCGGGUGAAUGUGUGAGGUUGGAUGGGUUGGGACAUGCGCCGUUUUGGGAGGAUGUGGGGAGGUUUUAUACUUAUUUGCAGGGGUUUCUUGUGGAGUGUGAGGCUUAG